AUGGCCCCAAAGAGAAAAAGAACCAUCGAAGACGAAGAGGAAGAAUACCAACCCGAAGAUGCCGUGGAAGUCAUCGGAAGUGAUGACGAUGAUGAAGACGAAUUUAUGGAAAAUGUCGUUGAUGAUGAUGAUGACGAUACUGAAUUCAAAGAAAAAGCCCCAAAAAAGAAAAAGAAGGAUGAAGAUGAGGAUGAAGAAGAAACGGAUGGAAAAAAGAAAAAGAAAUCAAGCAAAAAGUCAUCUACAAAGGAAAAGAAGGAAACAAAGAAAAAAGCAUCUUCCUCCGAUAAAGAUUCCAAGAAAAAGGCAUCAGGUGGUAAAAAGGGAAGUACCUCAUCAGGGCCAAAGAAGAAAGAUCUCACAAUCAAGGAUGAAAGUGAAGCAAGAAAGGUCGUGUUAGACCUCUUCAAGAAAGCAAAUCGUCCCUUUAACUUGCAAAAUGUGAUUGAUCAAUCGAAAGGACAAUUGAAAAAGGCCAUGGCCACUAAGUGUGUGGAUAAAUUAGAAAGCAAAGGAGAAUUGAGUGUGAAAGUGAAUGGAAAAACAAAAAUUUGGUGGAUUAAUCAGGAUAAUUUGGAAGUAUUGAGCAAGGAAGAAUUGAAAGAGAUUGAUAAUGAAAUCAAAGAAUUGCAACAAGAGUUAGCAGGUAUUAGAUCCGAGAUUGCACAAGAUAACAACACCAAGGCCAAAUUGCUAAAGGCUCCAACAACCGAUGAGUUACCGAAUAUUAUCAUGAAAGAACGUGCUGAGCUAGAGCAAAAGAAGAAAAAGCUAGAGUCACUUCAAUCUGGUUCAAUCAAAUUAUGUACCAUUGAAGAGAAAAAAGAAGCUCUGAAACAUUUAGAGAAAUACUUAAAGGAAUGGAAAUCGAGGAAGAGAUUGACCAUGAAUAUCGUGGACACAAUCUGCGAGCUCACUGAAAAGACUCGAUCUGCCUUUAUUGAAGAAUCAGGUAUCGACACGGACGAAAUGGUUGGUCAAAAUAUUGAUGAAAUUGGCAAAUUGCAUUGA
Messenger RNA from Naegleria fowleri, 1011 nucleotides. RefSeq lists its product as uncharacterized. Bases 1 to 1011 code for a protein of 336 amino acids. Gene Ontology annotation, cellular component: DNA recombinase auxiliary factor complex; condensed nuclear chromosome. Lineage: Eukaryota; Heterolobosea; Eutetramitea; Acrasida; Naegleriidae. The record is from RefSeq and is a predicted model, not a curated record. Gene Ontology annotation, biological process: meiotic joint molecule formation; homologous chromosome pairing at meiosis; meiotic strand invasion involved in reciprocal meiotic recombination. Gene Ontology annotation, molecular function: recombinase activator activity; double-stranded DNA binding. The transcript has a single exon.